GAUUCAUUUGACGCGACAAUACAUAUGACUGAACCACUGUAAAGUUAUUGAUGGCAACCCAAAAUACAUUUCACAGAUAUCAUAAUCACGAAUCACUUUAAUCCGUUCAGAGAGAAAGAUGAAACCAUUAACCAUGACUCACCUCUUCACUCGUUCAAAACUCGCUCGACUCGUUCCUUUAACUCAUAUUUCCAAAUGUUCACUCAGAACAACAGCAACAACUUCUUGUUCUCUCCACCUAUUCUCAACAAAUACUACUGCCAGCUGCGGGGGAGAACAGUCACCGGAAACGGAAAGGAGGGAAUGGAACCACCGUCGAGUGGAGCUACCGAAGGAGCUUUCGAAAAAUGUGAUCGUACUUGAGUGCGAGUCUACGGCAAAGGGUGGGGUUUGUGAUGUCUACGUGGUUGGCACAGUCCAUAUCUCAAAGGAAUCAAGCCAACAAGUUGAAGCUAUUGUCAAAUUUUUGAAACCAGAGACUGUCUUUUUGGAAUUGUGUAGGAGUCGUCAGCAAGUGCUUUUCCGCGAAAAGAUUAAGGUACCAACUGUGGAAGAAAUGUAUGAAAGCUGGAAGAAAAAACACAACUUUUUUGGAAUACUUUAUAGCUGGUUAAUGGCCGAGGCAUGUUUCAAUGUUUUUCUUUUUUUGGUGUAA
Messenger RNA from Vicia villosa (hairy vetch), 655 nucleotides. RefSeq lists its product as uncharacterized. NCBI's taxonomy places the organism in Eukaryota, Viridiplantae, Streptophyta, Magnoliopsida, Fabales, Fabaceae. The transcript is spliced from 4 exons. Bases 119 to 655 code for a protein of 178 amino acids. The record is from RefSeq and is a predicted model, not a curated record.